Symbiodinium sp. CCMP2456 is the source of this 711-nucleotide messenger RNA. The record is from the annotation of a GenBank genome assembly. Lineage: Eukaryota; Dinophyceae; Suessiales; Symbiodiniaceae.
AUGGAAGCAACCUUGGACUACAUCGGACAGGUACCACCUCGCAGUUUGAUACUUGCAGCUGUCUUUCUCCGUUUGGUUCUUAUUGCCGUGGCGGAGGUGCAGGACUAUCUUGCCGAGGUGCCCUACACCGAUGUGGAUUACCAAGUUUUCACUGAUGCUGCGGAGUCCAUUGCGCUCGGGCUCAGCCCCUACGAGGGGCGAACCGCCUUGCUUGCGGCUGAAGCAACUCGCUAUCGAUACACGCCGCUUCUCGCCUUUCUUCUGCUGCCAAAUGUGUGGCUCCACAAGGCCUGGGGCAAGCUGCUAUUCUCUGGUCUCGAUGUGGCUGCGGCAUGCCUGUUGCAGGGCAUCUUGCAGCACAAACGUUCCAAGAGGAUCAGCUUGAGCUUAGCAUUGUGGCUCUUCAACCCCUUCUGCUUUACCAUCUCGACGAGGGGCAGUGGCGAGUCAGUCGUCGUGCUUCUGAUUUAUGCUGUCAUCUACUUCUUGGAGGUGCGGAAGAAUUGGCCGUUGGCGGCUCUGUGUUAUGGGAUUGCUGUCCACUGGAGGAUCUAUCCCAUCGUUUAUGCACUUCCCAUCGCACUGUUUCUGCUGGGCUUCGGGAGAGCCCGCGAUUUCUUGCAGCUGGUGGGCUUUGGGUGUGUGGCGGCUGCGGUCUUGCUUGGGCUGGGUCUCGCAUGCUACAAGCUACUCGCCAGUGCGACGAACUGA